AACUAACCACUUGUAUUUUCCAGCAGCCAUUGUACAACGGUAAAACCAUCCAACCAAAUGUGCUGGAGCUCAGCUUCUGUUGCUAAGUAACUUAACAAUCGAAGCGUUUUUGAAACAACUCAUUUACCACACACCAAAAAACAAACAUAACUUAACAUGCAUGUUUUUUAAGCACUUAGACUAUUUUUAGAAGCAGUUGAGACCUACAUGGAAGUAUAAGUAUAAAAACUUACAAAAUGUGAAUUCUGCUUAAUAAGUUCCCUUUAAUUCUCUUAAACUCCAUUCCCAAAGCAUCAACUUGUGGACCAUUCUUAAAAGCCAACCAAGUAUUUAGCUUGUUAGCUAAAUAUCUAGUUAUCAAGCUAAAUAUUUAGUUUACUAAAUUUGCUUGCUAAUUGCAUAUGUAGUUUGAAACAGAUAUAGACAAAGUGGUGAAAAUGUGACUUUGAAAAAUGAAGUCUUUAAUUAUCUCCAAAAAAACAAAUUACUUUUGAUAAUUUUUGACUAACUUGACAAAACGGCUCCCCAUUGUUGGAAUAUUAUAAUAUAGGACUCACUCAGUAAUGGAAUAAGGAAAAUAUUCACCUGUGUUGUACAUUUGAUGGGUUCUGUGGUAGAAAUAAUUACCAGAUUUAAAUAUUGUCCCUGAAUACAUCGACCCCACCGCCUGCUUGGAGUCACAUGAGGCUGAUUAACCAGCAUAGCUCUCCUCAAAACAAAGCUUUUCUUUUACCUAAAUGACUUAAGCGUGAUCGUGCUGCCCAUGUUGCCGGGCGGACAGGAUUUCUCUGGUUGACUCUGGAAAACAAAGUUUCCUCCUCUUCGCUGAACAAACCGGAUUAAAAAGCCUUUUUGCCACGGCAGCAGCGGCUGAUUUUACCAUGUCAUCAUCACAGCAAAUGGAUGAAAUGAAAGUAAAAAGAGGAAUUGUGAUCAAAGACGACUGGCCUGGCUACAACCUGGAUCUGUUCACCUACCCUGAACAUUACCACGACGACAUUGAGAACGUCUACAUUCCCCACGGAGUCAUCAUGGACCGGAUAGAGCGCCUGGCCCGGUACGUCACGGAGGACUUUGAGGACAGUAAGAUCAUGGUGCUGUGCGUCCUGAAGGGAGGAUACAAGUUCUGUGCAGAUCUGGUGGAGUUCAUCAAGGUUCUGGGGCGCAGCUCCAACCGGUACCUGGAGACCCGGGUGGAGUUUAUCCGCCUGAAGAGCUACCUGAACGACCAAUCAACAGAGGACCUGCACAUCAUUGGAAGCAGUGAUCUGUCUUUUCUACACGGAAAGAGUGUGCUCGUUGUUGAGGCCAUCGUCGACACAGGAAAGACCAUGAAGGCUCUUCUGAAGCAUGUGGAGACCUUUGAGCCCAAGAUGGUCAAGGUCGCGGGUCUGCUGGUGAAGAGGCUCCCUACCAUGACUGAAAGUCUGACAGACUACGUUGGAUUUGAAAUCCCCAACCGAUUCGUGGUCGGCUACGCCUUGGACUACAACGAGUACUUCCGUGACCUCAACCACAUCUGCGUCAUCAGCAAAACGGGAAAGAUGAAGUACAAGAUUUAGAGAAUUAAAGCCAUUAAUUAUACACUGUUAAAAAAUAUAUUAGCCGUUUUUAGCAGUGUGACUGUGUUUAACUUUAAUUAAUUAUUAAUACUAUUAUUUUUUACAUUUUUGCAUGUUGUUCAGAUAAGUUGUAUUUGUAAUAUGUUUAUAUAUUGACUUCCUCUUUGCUUUUUUGUCACUAGACCUGUCACAAUAAAAAAAUU
This is a messenger RNA of Poecilia reticulata (guppy), 1765 nucleotides long. It is a transcript of the gene prtfdc1a, whose product is annotated as phosphoribosyl transferase domain containing 1a. The record is from RefSeq and is a predicted model, not a curated record. Gene Ontology annotation, cellular component: cytosol. Gene Ontology annotation, biological process: IMP salvage; purine ribonucleoside salvage; GMP salvage. Gene Ontology annotation, molecular function: magnesium ion binding; hypoxanthine phosphoribosyltransferase activity. Lineage: Eukaryota; Metazoa; Chordata; Actinopteri; Cyprinodontiformes; Poeciliidae.